This is a messenger RNA of Trichoderma virens Gv29-8, 1551 nucleotides long. RefSeq lists its product as uncharacterized. NCBI's taxonomy places the organism in Eukaryota, Fungi, Ascomycota, Sordariomycetes, Hypocreales, Hypocreaceae. The transcript is spliced from 5 exons. Bases 1 to 1551 code for a protein of 516 amino acids. The record is from RefSeq and is a predicted model, not a curated record.
AUGAUUACAAAUUUUUCAACGCGGGCGUCCCCAGCGCUGCCUGUCACUCUGGAGACAAACAGAGUUGCUGAUGCAGGCUGCAAUAAUGACAUGUCACUUCCCGAGAAAGGCUCAGAUCAUUUGCCGCAAGGGCCAGGCAAACAACACUUUAUGUUUGUCACUGUGGGCGAGCCGUCGAUAGGAGGAUGUCAUAACAAAAGACAAAUCCCAAAGACGGUUAGAGCGCAAGUGAUGCGAGACUAUGUUUGGAAAAGAGACCUCCAGAUAUCUGGGCCCGAUGACAAACGACCGCCUAGUAACAACGCAAUUAAGCCGGCAGACCUGAAAGGGCGUUUCCGAUUAAACACGUCAGCCCGAAAAACGGGCAAUCGGACCAAAAUCAAGCCGCGAUCGGGGAAAGCGGUCAUAAACUUGCCAAAUUCACGCAGUUUGAGAGCGACGAAUAGCCCUCUCACAGUAUUAGGGGUAUCAUAUGACCCGUUCGAUGCAUUCAUGUUGAGGCUUGGCCCAGAGAGUAUGCGAUUGAUUCACCAUUACUAUCGCGGCUGCUCAAUGAGCUUGGUAGCAUACAAUAUAGGCGAACGGGAAUGCCUGACCAAUGCGAGAGGGAGCCUAGCGUUAUUUCACUCCAUAUUAUACGUCGUCUCGUUGGUUUAUAACCUCGAUCAUAGUCCAAAAGAUCAAUUGGGGUCAUUAUUUCACUCCAUUGAAGCCUUCCGAGCUAUUAAUGUUGACCUUGAAGCGGGAUCUUACACCGACAUGACUAUUGCUGCAGUGGCCCUAAUGGCCACGAAAGAGACUCUUGAAGGAAAUUUCGCAAGCGCAACGGUGCACAUGGACGGCUUGCAAAUAAUGAUCAAGAAUCGCGGUGGUAUUCUAAAUUUGACAUGCCGCAACGGCAAAGCCGCCUUGUGGUUUACUCCGCGAUCGGUGACGAUGCAUAUUCAAAACCCCCCUCACAGCGAGGACGCCUUUCUCGUCCCCGCAGAUACAUUCGGUCCCGAUUCGGGCAUUAUUCCCGUUAUCAAAUUCCUUCGGAAUGUGACAUUGUCGAUGAAUACCACACCGAAUUUUGACCUGCGGCAUCUCAACACCAGCCAGGACCUCUACAACAUGGAGUACCAACUACACUCGUGCAGAGCUAACCUGGAGUCUGCUACUUUCGCGAAACGUGUUAUGUUACUAAGUCUUGCCAUGCACCUGUAUCUGUAUCUUGUCAUCAGACAUAUCCCCACGCGAUCAAAACUCGUCAUUACACUCGUUCAACGACUGAUGACUGCUAUCGAUGAGGAGGCUACUGGUGAUUGGGAAGAUGUAGAGAAUGGUCAUGUCUGGCUGCUCUGGAUUCUUUUCGUAGGAUUCGGAGGAUCGUCACAAGAUGCCGAUAGCGGCUGGUUUGUUGAAAGAAUACAAGCCUGGCGUACUAAUCAUCCGGACUGUGACCCUUAUGCCGGACUAGACAGCCAGCUAAGGAGAGUACUUUGGCACAAUGUGUGGUGUGGUGAGCAACUCGAGCAGUUAUAUAACCGGUUGCUAAAGCUUGUGAAAUAG